Molecule: messenger RNA, 1710 nt
Organism: Octodon degus (degu)
Lineage: Eukaryota; Metazoa; Chordata; Mammalia; Rodentia; Octodontidae
Gene: Tbx1
Product: T-box 1
Exons: 7
Coding region: 155-1309 (384 amino acids)
Biological process (GO): regulation of transcription by RNA polymerase II; cell fate specification; positive regulation of DNA-templated transcription
Cellular component (GO): nucleus
Molecular function (GO): DNA-binding transcription factor activity, RNA polymerase II-specific; RNA polymerase II cis-regulatory region sequence-specific DNA binding
Source: RefSeq, a predicted model, not a curated record
GCCGCCGCCGCACGCCUACCCGUUCGCUCCGGCUGCCGGGGCCGCCACCAGCGCCGCUGCCGAGCCCGAGGGCUCCGGGGCUAGCUGUGCGGCCGCCGCCAAGGCGCCGGUGAAGAAAAACGCGAAGGUGGCCAGCGUGAGCGUGCAGCUGGAGAUGAAGGCGCUGUGGGACGAAUUCAAUCAGCUGGGCACCGAGAUGAUCGUCACCAAGGCCGGCAGGCGAAUGUUCCCCACGUUCCAAGUGAAGCUCUUCGGCAUGGACCCCAUGGCCGACUACAUGCUGCUCAUGGACUUCGUGCCAGUGGAUGACAAACGCUACCGGUACGCCUUCCACAGCUCCUCCUGGCUGGUGGCCGGCAAGGCAGACCCUGCCACUCCGGGCCGUGUGCACUACCACCCAGACUCGCCGGCCAAGGGUGCACAGUGGAUGAAGCAAAUAGUGUCCUUUGACAAGCUCAAGCUGACCAACAACUUGCUGGAUGACAACGGCCACAUCAUUCUCAACUCCAUGCACAGAUACCAGCCCCGAUUCCAUGUUGUCUAUGUGGAUCCAAGAAAAGACAGUGAGAAGUAUGCCGAGGAGAACUUCAAAACUUUUGUGUUUGAGGAGACGCGCUUCACCGCAGUUACUGCCUACCAGAACCACAGGAUCACACAGCUGAAGAUUGCCAGCAACCCAUUCGCCAAAGGCUUCCGGGACUGCGACCCUGAGGACUGGCCGCGGAAUCACCGGCCUGGAGCGCUGCCGCUCAUGAGCGCCUUUGCGCGCUCGCGCAACCCUGUGGCCUCCCCCACGCAGCCCAAUGGCGCAGAGAAAGACGCAGCCGAGACCCGGAGAGAAUUCGAACGCGAAGGGGGCGGGUCCGCCAUGCUCGGGGACCCCGCGCAUCCACCACAGUUGCUGGCUCGGGUGCUGAGCCCCGCGCUGCCCGGGGCCGGCGGCGCGGGCGGCCUCGUUCCCCUGCCUGGAGCGCCCGGAGGCCGGCCCAGCCCUCCGCACCCGGAGCUGCGCCUGGAGGCGCCGGGCGCGUCGGAGCCGCUACACCACCACCCCUACAAAUACCCGGCCGCCGCCUACGACCACUACCUCGGGGCCAAGAGCCGGCCGGCGCCCUACCCGCUGCCUGGCCUCCGCGGCCAUGGCUACCACCCGCACCCGCACGCGCACGCACACCCGCACCAUCACCACCCCGCCGUGAGCCCGGCUGCCGCCGCCGCCGCCGCCGCCGCUGCCGCCGCCGCCGCCGCCAACAUGUACUCGUCGGCUGGGGCCGCGCCGCCGGGCUCCUACGACUACUGCCCCAGAUAAUGGGGGUUGGGCCGCGCGCCCCGCGAAGCCCGAGGGCCUUCAGAGGACUCGCUCACCAGCCCCGGGGGUCAUCAUGGGCCUCCCUCCCCCGGCCUCAAAAGCCAUUGGGGUUGUCCAGCCCCAGGACUGUCGCAGUAUCCGAUUCCUCCAGCCCCCAGGAGAACACGGGGACGGACAUUCCCCAGCUCCGAGGGCCACGAGGGCCCCGCCCGCCAGUGCCAAAGCGCCCGGUCUGGGGCGGAAGGAAAUGGUAUUUAUUGUUCUCCCGAAGACCGCGUCGCCUCCACCCUGCCGGCACUUGCAGUGUAGACAACCCGAGAGCCCCGCCUGCAGGCGGUGUAGAUACGUGUAGAUAUGUAGAUACUGUAGAUACUGCGCCGGCGCCGAGUUGAUAAAUGGUU